UAGCCGGCGGCAGGUAGCCGUUGUUGGUUCCGCCAUAAUAAGACUCCGGAAGGAGGGAGGGAGGGAGGAGGCGACGGAGGCUGCGUGGGGCCGCUCUCGCUCUCUCUCUCUCUCUCUGUGCGUCUGGAGCCUUUGCGGGAGAGCGGAAGGACGCAGCACAGCCGGCGUCUCCCGGAGCAGCCUCCAUGGGGCGCCUGCCUCCGCCGCUGCCGCCGCCCUCCUGGGGCUGAAGGAGGGGCUGCCCUGGAGCCUCCCUCCCGCUUCCGCAGGAAUAAAGCCGACGCCGCCUUCGCCUUUAGCGGGGAAGGACCCGCCAGAGGAGCAGGCCCCGGCCGGGACAUUGGAGCCCCUCCUGAGAGAGCCAGCUUCGGGAUACGGACCCCCUCCUGCUCCUGCUCCUGCUCCUGCUGGCCCUUUGCUCUUACUAAGAAUGAAUAACUACUAAGUCCCGCGUCGGCGCCUGUUUGGCUCCCAGUGUUGUUGGACCCGGGAAGCUUGCCCUUGCCCUUGGCCCUUCCUUCCUGCGAGGAUGAGGGAGGCCGCGGAGCCCCCUUCGCCUCUCCGCGGGGCCACCGCCACCCGGCUCUGACGCGGGCCUAGACGGGAAGCAUGCCCGCGGGAGGCGCUGGCCUUUGACCGGCAGGGGAUUUGUGCUUCGGAGACGCUUGCUGUUCCUCCGCCCGAGUCCGAAGGAUGGCCCCCCGGUGGGCCCUGCUGCCCUCCUCGGCGCCCGUCCUGGUGGCCCUCCACUGCUACGCCCUCCUGGCCGCCAGCAGCCCCGACAGCGCCAGCCAGGCCUACUACACGGCCCUCCUCAACGUCACCGCCCUCGGCCCCGACCGCGCCGCCUUCCUUAUCCGCGGGCGCUACGGCCAGGACUCCCCCAAGAAGGCCGUCACGGGCCUCCUCCUGGCCCCGCUCCCCAUCAACGGCGUUGUAGAUCGUUUAGGCUGUGAUCCACGAACACGGUUUCAAAUUCCCCCAAACACCAAACAGUGGAUUGCUCUUCUGCAGCGAGGAAAUUGCACCUUUAGACAAAAAAUAAUGCGAGCAGCUUUACAAAAUGCUUCAGCUGUGGUAAUUUACAACAAUGUAUCUGGAGAGGAGCCUGUCACUAUGACUCAUCAAGGAACUGGAGACAUAGUUACUGUCAUGAUCACAGAACUGAAGGUUAAGGAGAUCCUGAAUUAUUUAGAAAAAAAUAUGUCUGUCCUAAUUGCAAUAGCAGUUGGAACUCGCUAUCAAAACAAAACCUUUAGUCGUAGCUCUCUUGUCUUCGUAUCAAUAUCAUUUAUAGUUUUGAUGAUCAUUUCUUCAGCAUGGCUAAUAUUUUACUUCAUCCAGAAGAUUAGAUAUACAAGUGCCCGUGAUCGAAACCAGCGUCGUCUUGGAGAUGCUGCCAAGAAAGCCGUUGGUAAACUGACAACAAGGACUGUAAAGAAAGGUGAUAAGGAAACAGAUCCUGAUUUCGAUCAUUGUGCUGUUUGUAUUGAAAGCUACAAGCAGAAUGAUGUUGUCCGCAUUUUGCCGUGCAAGCAUGUUUUUCACAAAACCUGUGUAGAUCCAUGGCUCAGUGAACAUUGCACCUGUCCUAUGUGUAAAUUGAACAUUUUGAAGGCUCUGGGAAUUGUGACAAAUGUGCCAUGUGCUGACAAUAUGGCCUUUGAUAUGGAAAGGCUUACCAGAGGCCAGCUAGGCAACAGAAGAUCAGUACUUGGUGACCUUAGUAGUGACACUUCCCUCACUCUUGAGCCCCUCCGUACCUCUGGAAUAUCACAAUUUCCACAAGAUGGGGAGCUGACGCCAAGGACAGGAGAGAUAAAUAUUGCUGUGACUAGUGGCCAUUUUUUUCACCGUAAUUCUCUCUCUCCUCGGAGCCUGGUCUAUGAGAAUGACUUCUCUUCCAUUGAGCCUGUCUUGGACAUGUAUGAUGAGAACAAGACCUGAAGAGGAUCUGCAUUCUUCUUGCUUUGCUCUCUUUCCCUUUUUCCUUUUCCGUUUCUCAUUCCUAUUGUUGUGUACUCCUUCCAUGGGUGUCCUUUGUCUGAAGAAGAGCUGCCUUUUCCAGAACAUGUGCCUGGCUGCCAGGCUGCAAAGGUGAAGCUCAGCUGAGGCAAUAUCUGAGGAUGACAUCUGUGAACGGAUGAAGCGUGUGCACAAAAGUCGGCUGUUGGAGGUUGCCGAAUGGCAGAAUUGUCAUUAGCAGUGCCAGCGUGAUGGUGUCAGUAUGCUAGAGGUUUACCCUACUCAGUUUUAAUUUUGUACAACGGUCACCUCUCUUGAGUAGGCACAUGGUAUUUCUCUUUUUUAAUAAAAAUUGCAGUGUUUGCCAGCUUAGUUGCCUGAAGGAGGAGGUAGUCUGACUGCCCAAAGCUCUCCAGUUACUCUUUGUUCUGUCUUUACUCUUACACUGAACAUCCCCAUUCUAAAGGGAUCUUUGAGAAAUGUAUUAACGUUCCACCUUUACUGUUUAACAGGCUGAUGGCAGAACAAGUCAACAUUACAGCCUGCAACAUCCUUACAAGAUUCUGGGGAACUUCUGUGUUUCGUUGCUGAGCCUAACUGAGGACAAAACCUGCUUAGAAAGAAUGCAAAAAAAAAGACAAAAAACAGAGCCAUUUUUCCAGCCUUCUCCAGAAGGAAUCUUUAACUUUAGAAUAUGCUGCUGAAAUUUAUAUACCCAGUAUUUCACCUUUAGAUGAUUUAAGACAUCUUAAGAAGAAUCCAGGAAUCAAAAAAUAAUAGGUUAUUGCUUGUUUUUAAAAAAUGUGUUGUUUUUUCACUCUGAUUUUUAAGAAGCCAAGUUAUGUUGGUGUUAUAUGCUGAAAAAAUUGGAAACCUUUGUUCCUACGUGUUUUUAUUGAAAUAACUUAAUUACGAAGCAACAAACAUUUUUCUGAAGUUGCACCUGUUCUAUUGGAUAUGGAUAUUAUGAAUGCAUCAAGGAGGUAAAGCAACAGCUGCUUUGACAUCCAAGUGAAUCCCUUUUUACUGCAGUGGGACAUAAGCAGUAGAAAAUAAACUUUCUGAUGCAAAAACGGAAAGCUAAAAGAGUAAAGACUUAUGUUUUUUAAAACUGUCAACAGUGUUGCUUAAGCAAAAAAAAUAAUAAUGAUAAUCUUCAGAUCUGGACUGUAGAAUUGUUUAUCUGAAGUAGAUGUUCCUACUAAGAAUGCUACCAUGAAACAUUACUAACUGACAAAUGUCAUUUUUCCCCCAUUGCAAAUCUGAGCUCUGUAGAGAUAGAAAUGGUAGUAUGAACACAAGCUAAAUUCUCUGUCCAUCUUGAUUCCUGAAGAACUUGAAUGUCAAAAGAAAAGGUAAGGAAUGCUGUGUGGCUGCAUCCAGACAGCUUAAGCUAUAAGCAGGCAGAUGGAAAGCAUCUUGGUUUUUCAUAAGAAACUAGUAAUUUACAGAAACUGGAAUAUUGUUUCCUACAGAAACAAGAUCUCUUUUGCCCUGGAAUGUAGUGAAACUUUGAUGCAAAGACUUUAAACUAGCUCCAUGAAGCUAAGGGGGGGGGGGGGUAGGAGAUGUCAGUAAGAUUGCUUGGUCUGUGUUGCUCUGAUGGCCAUAUUGUGUCUGUUCAUUCUUGAUGGGAUGGUACAGAGCUGAGGGGGUGACCACUGGCAACAGUUUGUUUCUUAUUUGGGCCAGGUAAGUUUUAAUAUUAACCACUAACCAUGAGAAAUUCUAAUCAAAAUAUUUUUAAAGCACAGUCUUGACGUGUUAUGAAUUAAAUUUAGAGGUCUGAGGAAGAAGAUUAGUAAUACAUAUACAAGAUUACAGUGAUAUUACUUGAAUGGACCACAUACACAAAUCCAGCACUCAUUUUUCGUUGUGCAGACUGCCAAUAUCAUAUAUGUACAAUUGUUGAAUGGAAGGUGGUGUCAUGUUAUGCAAAAUGCACUCUCAUGGAAAAAUUAUUAGUGGAACUUAGGUGAGAAAAAAACUAAAUCAGGUUCAGACUUCUUCCCUUCACCCUUAUUAUCAAUAUAUUUGCAAUUAUCCCUUAAGUAAUACAUCACACCUUUGGUAAAUAGAAUUCUUUAAAAAAUUAACUAGUUACAGUUAAUUUAAAAAAUUCUAAAGUGCUCAUUGCAUUAGACUUUAUGAAUUUCAAUAGUAGGAUUUUGAAUAUUAUUUAACUUGGGAGAGCUGGGUGACAGUGGGAUGAAAUGGGUAGUCCACAGGAUCAAAGAAUAUUCAUUGGAUAGAACUUGAGAAAAUAUUAACUGGAAGUAAAAUGCACUUCUCAUGUGAAAAUGCAAAGAUGACCCAAUCCAGAAGGGGAACAAGUACUUCUCAAAUUCUGUUUGAAAUCAACCAUUGGUAGGACUUAAUUGUACCUAACUUCUUUUGCAUUUGAACUUAGCUCUAUAAACUUUAGAGAGUAGCAAUUCAUGUGAAAGAUGUUUAGUGAGUGAAUUGUAAUAUAGACAUUUUCCAACAAACCUCAGACCACUGUUCUUACAAAAUCUGUACAGUUUUCAGCAAGCCCACAUCUUAAUUUUUCAAACUGGAAUCACUUUCUAGAAUUAAAUAGGGCAAUUCCUAGUUUUUAGCCAUUUUAGAUCAGGAUUAUUGUUUGCUAGGAAAAAAACUUUUUCUCUCUCUAAAUCAGCCAGAGGUCUGAAAUCUGUUGGUGCUGACAUUGAGUGAACCCAUUGGUUCUUCUGUACCAUGUGAAGUCAUCCAGAUAUUGUUGGAUUUCAAGUCCCAGCAAUCCCUAGGCAACACAGUGAAUAGUAAGGAAUGCUGAGAGUUGUUGUCUAGCAUUUGGAGGGCCAACCACUGCUCUAUUGCCAUAUUGUUGUUCUGUAUUUUAUUAUCACAUGCAAAGGGAUCUUUCCCAGCUUUGGUAUCUCGGGUAUCAGAGAUCUUUUUAAUUUAAGCUGCUGUGGACUGAAUUUGGGAUUUUCUGCAUGCAAAGUUUUUGGUUUACUGCUGAGGUAAGGAAUGACAAUUCAGUUGCAGAGGGUUGUAGCCAUUUCCCCAUCACCAGUAUUUUCAUUUGGUGUUUGAAGCAUUGGCGGUAGUGUCUUAAAUUAUAAUGGAAGCACUUAAUAUAAGACAUAGAAACAGUUAAUGAUUGCAGUUAAUCACAAACCCAUCUUCCUCAGUCUCAAGAGUUUUGCAGUACUAGACUCAGUAGUACAAUUGGCUAUAUAAUUGUAUAAACCUAGACCAGCCUGGUGUCCUCCUGACAUUCUGGACUAUAUCUCCAUCAUUUCUAACCAUUGUUAAUGUUGCUCUGAUUGAUGGGAAAUGUAGUUCAAAUUAUCUGGAGGGCCCUAAGUUGGGGAAGGCUUAAAUAGAACAUUCUGUUCUAUUAUAACAAUGUAAGCACUAAAAGUCCCUUCAGCUUAGUUCUGUGUACUUAAAUUUUGCUUUAGUCUAAGGUAUACAUUUUAGUGCUAUUUUGAAAUGUAAAAAAAAAAACCUUUAGUAUCUACCUCAAAUAAUUUUGAGGAUAGGGUUCAGCACCAGAGACAGCUACUUUAAAGUACAGACAAGCCCCAGGAUGGAUUCAGUACUACAGUGACAAAGACACCAUUGGGCACCACUGUUACUGAAAAGAAAUAUCCUUGGGAGAAGGGUUUUGAUUCUUAUACCUACAUUAUGCCCAUCUUGAUAUCAUUAAGUGGUUUUCUUUCUUCUGUAUCUCAUCCAUAUUCCCAGGUUUUACAUUUUGCUGUAAAUAUUCUAGGGAGAACAUGUUUCAGUAAUUAGCAGUUGAUAUGUACCAUUACCCUGUGAGAACAAAUAGUGGUAGCUUAUAUUUAGAGGCAAAUCCUAAUUUGUACCAUGAGAGUAUCAUUCAUUCAUUUCUUCUAUCUGCAAUAGCUUUUUCAGUAUCCAGAUAUCUGAAAACAAGUUGGCCUAGGUUGAGAGUGCACACUAAUUUGUUCUCAGAAUUGGAAUGGAUGGACUUAUCUGUCUGUAGGUGACACAAAAUGGUCACUGGUUAUGUCUAACUAUCUCAGUAUUCUAAAACAAAAGAAUUAGAAAGAAAACGGUUGAAAAGCUAAAGAUUUAAAACUCUAAUCUUCUUUGUUUGCUACCUUUCAAGCAGAAAAAAAUGCUUAGGUUUUUUAAAGUAGGCUUAAACAACAUGAGAUGACUAUUCAGUUUGCAUGCUUAAAACAUACAGCAAACAUUUAUAGCAAAUUGGCUAGUUUCUUAACUGUGGCCAGAGUCUUGAGAAGUGUCCUUGUCCAUGUAUCUUAUCUUAUAGACAGCAUUGCAUAAACUUGGUAUUUUCAACAAGUUAGUCCUGGCCAACAACAGGGACUGUCCAGACCUACAGUUUUGAGGACAGUAAGCAUUUUAUGGUACCUGGACAUGGUCACCUUUUUGUAGGCAGUACAUGCCUUCAUGUCUGUUUCUGUUUGUGGUGAUAUUCUGUUCCAAAAGAUGUUAAGUUCAUUUGAAAGAUCGGUUAAAUGCAUGCCCCCAUGCCAAAUGUUAUCUCAGCAUAUGUACAUAAUAAUUAAUUGGACUCUUUCAAAGAAUAUUGUAGCAGACAUAAUAUUUAAGAAUUAUAAUGCUUUAGUAUAAAAUUCCCCAAAUAUUGCAUAUUUCCAGCACUACAAAUAUAGAGAGCAGGGUUGGACUGUAAUAUCCGUCAGCCCCUGUUAACAUAGCCAGUAGUGGGAUAUAAUGGAAAUUGCAGUCAUGCAACCACUGGAGGGCCACAUGUUCCCCAGUCCUGCUGCAGAUGUGGCUCAGUUCAUUGAAACUAUGCCCCUUCUUUUCUCAUCAUUAUUACAGGAUUUAGUGUCACACCUGUAGGGAACUCUGAAGGUAGACUUUAUGGGGACUUUAUGGCAAGACACACUGUUUCACACACUUAACCACAUUACAGGGUGCAUGUUGGAGGAGCAAACUCUUAGUCUUCCUCCUUAACCCAGCUCAGACACACUGUGUGCAACAGACACCAUGCAGGGACUCAGAUCCACAACCUGGUCCUGGAAUCAUUUUUUACAGUCUCUUCAUAAAUAAUUUUUUCCCUUGGUAUGUACCAUGGAGAAGGAAGGAAUAUGACUUUUCUGCACCAGUUAAUUAAGCAUAGCAUUAGUUUGGUAAAUGUAUGAAUGAGAUUUAGGGUUCUGUUGGCCUGUUCUAAAAUGUCAAGGGUAGGCUUAUAGGAAGAAAAACAGUUUUAGGUGUGAUCUUCUAAGAGAGGACAGGGACCCGUGCACUUAAGUCUAAACAGCCCUAAGAGAAUGCGAUAAAUAUGUAACAAUGAAAAAAUGUGAGUAGUGUGAAAAGGAAUAGAAACUAUACACAAAAUGCAGGGUGGAGUGAUUGCUUACUUUCUGCUUUGCUGCAGUUGUCUUUGUGUCUUUCCUAAGCACACACAAGAUUGCAGAGGAAUAGUUUAAUUCAGACCAUUAAGUGCUAUGCUUUAUUAAUAUUGAAAUAAUUUAUUUGUAGGAGGCCCUCCACAAAGAGCUCCUGAUAGUGGUUAGUUUGAAAGUCAGAAGCAUCCAUCUCGUUCUGUGCAGAAGUAGCCAGUUGUCCCAAAGGAGUGGGGAAAGAACUGAAGGAGGAAAGUAAAUUUGGUCAAACAUUUUGUUUACAUAGGAUGUAGGAGUCUUAAGCAGAGAGGAGCUGCAAACAUGGUCAUAGCUACACAAACGAAAAAUUUUACACCAUUUCUGCCAUCAGGCUUUCCCCUAAAGAAUCCUCACAUUUCUGUUUACAAACAAAAUUCAUGCUAGCACUAAAUCAGGUGCCCUCCUCUCCCCAAAUGUUUUCUUUGUACCAAAAAAAGAAGACUGUUGAGUCUGUCUUUCCUAAACUAAACAUAAUCAUUGGCUAAUUCAGAUGGUUUCAGGUGAAGAGUUAAUAUCUGAGGAGAAAUAUUUGAGGAAUAGUCAAAAUAUUUGAGGAGAGUGAAAGUAAGUUUCAUCCCAUUUUAAAUGAUGCAGUAUUUUUCUCAGUCCAUGGACCUCUCUCAAUUAUUACCUGUUCUUCCAUCCACAGAAAAAUUAUAUCUAUUAUUUUAUUGGUUAUGAUGCAGUAAUGAUUCUUUCAGCUGAUAAUGCCUUUUGCAUUAUACCGUUUUAGAGCUGGGUGAUCUUAAGGCAUCUAGGCCAUCAAUUUACCCCUAAGGACUUGAAGACACAUAAACACACAAGGACUAGACCUCUGGAGACCAGGAUUCAAAUCUCCAUUUGAUCAUGGAAACUCGCUUGGUGACCUUAGGCAAGUCACACUCUCUCAACCUUGGAGAGAGGUAAAGGCACCCCUGCCCCCUGAACAAAUCUUGCCAAGAAAACUCUGUGAUAGUGUUGCCAUGAGUUGGAAAUGAUUUGAAGGCACACAGUAACAAUUAUAUUGAAAUGUAACGCUCCACUGAUAAUAUAAAUGUAAGCCCUCUUUUUAUAAAAAUAAUCAGAUUCCUUUAGUAGAUUGUUCCGCUGCUGCUUCCUAUUACUGUUCCUGUUAACUUACGUUUUUCUCUGUUCACUUCAAGACAUCCUGCCCUAAACUCUCCUUGUUCUCCCCUGCCCUACAUCCCACAUACACCCCAUGAACACACACAUCAUUCUGUUUCUCAUAAUAGUUAGUCAUGGCUGAAUCUCUAUCAAAAGGUAAAGGAGGUCAAAGAAGACAUCUGCCUCUUUAAAACAUGUGUGAACACAGAAAGAUGUAUUGGUGCAGCAAGGCUGCAUUUUUGUCACUGUCUGAAUUUACAGAGAAUAAAAAAAGGAAUGACUAGGCAUGAUAAAACAUAAUUUUAUGUUGUUUGCAGUGACAUCUAGUGGACAAGAACAGGACACUGAUUCCCAAUAAUUUAUCUGUUUGCUUGCUGUCUACAAAUGAAAGUCCUAACUUUAGUACUUAGAAAAUAAAAUCAUAUUUUAUAACAAGUCUUUGCACUGAAAAUAAAACAAUUGACUUUCCCAGUCCAUUAAGAUAUCUCUCUGCUUUUGGCUCUUUCUACUUUGGAUUUUGCCUCCACUUAUCAAAACAUUGGUUUAAUCAGCCUUUUCCCUGUGAGAUGCCCUUAUGCUAAAUGGACAGGGCAUAGUUUUUCCAUAUAGAACUUCACAGUGAACAAGAGCGCACUUUGGUUGUAUUGCUAAGUGUGUAGGAAGCUACCUUUUACUAAGUCAGACUAUAGGUCCCUGUUGAAACCAACUGGCAGCUACUUUCCAAGGUUUUAGGCAGGAUUCUUUCUUAGCCCAAUCUAGUGCUGCCAGAAAUUCAAAGUGGGACUUCUGCACUGAACGUUGCUUUCCCCAAUUAUUUUUGAAUGGUACUUUGAAAUAAAACACUAGCACUAGGUUUGCCUGCCCUUUUGUCAUUCCCAGGGUUUGUAUGGAAAGGGUUUCACCCUUUCUUGGGUUCUUAUUAUUUAUUACAGGGGUAGAUGCAAUCACAAGUGUAUAUUCUAGUCAUAGUGAAACUGCACAAUUGCACCAAUUGGAGUUUCACACAGAAUGACAGUGAUCAAAAAAGUGAUCCUGAUAGAAAGAUCACUUGAGUGGGCUAUCACACGUUUGUGCCAGCUAGAAAACAAAGGUAUUUCUGGGAAAGACAAGAAAGUACACAUGUCUCAGUCAGUUGGGACACAUUAACAACUACAUGCAGGAGGAUCAGCGUCACUCAGAAGGAAUGUUUGAAUCAUCCAUCUUAGCUGAAAUAGUUGCCCCACUUUUCAGAACAAUAAACUUGAAUUUCAUUUUGUUUGCUACUCAAUUUGUAAACCUCAUUCUGAAAUACAGAUGCAGGGAUGGAACAAAACUGCACUUGUUUAUGUCAUAUAGCUUUUAAUAGCCUAGGUUUCCUGAUAAUCUUAGUUUAGAGUGCAAAGGGAACUUCAGUAGUAAUAAAAAUCAACCUGCAGUAAACUAGCAGUAUGCAAGCCCAGACUUUAUUGUGUUCUGAAAUGGGCAAAAAUAGAAGAAUGUAUGAAAUGUAUUGCUAUUACUAAUGCAUUUGCUAUGGGAAGGGGCUUACUUUCCUAUCAGUUCAGCAAAACAAAGGAAGAUGACCUGGUGUGUGACUUACCCACACCAGACUGGAAACUGUAAGUUUUUGAACACAAAAUCAUCUGGAACACCUGAUUGUUCAAUGCCUCUGUUUCCUACCUCACAGGAAUUGUGUGAGACUUUCAUUGAUAUUUAUGAAUAGCAAGCUUCUUGCAUGGAUGGUGCUGUGUAAAUGCUUACAUGUCUGUUCACUUGUACCAAGGAUCACGGCUUGUUUGCGCUAUUUGCCCAAAAUUUCCCAUAUAGGUAUCAGGCAUUCUGUAGUACAGUACUGGACCAUGUUGGAUGAAGCUUUGUGAUCUGUUUUUGUGAAGUAACUCUGAUUAUCGUCUCCCUUUCCUCAUAUUCUUUCAGUGUUUGUUCAAUUAUGCUUGCUCAGCUAUUCUUGUAGCUCUUUAACUCUUAUUCUUUUUGGUGCAUUCAGACAACAGAAUACAGUGGAUUAUCACUUUAAGGGGAUGAUUUGCUGACUUACUAAAUUGGUGUAAUGCCAGCGAUUCCAAGGUGUCUACACUGUUGUAAGAGUCGAUGACUUAUCUCCUUAAAAUUGCCAACCUUGUAAAUAAUUUAAUCUUAGCAAUAGCUAACUAUAAGAAAUUGCUAAAAUCACAUGUUCUUAAUGCCUUGGGGACCAGUGCUCAGAUUAUUUGCCGGAGGGUGGUAGGUUUAAUGAAAUCCAAAGUUCCAACUUCUGUCUCCUCCCAGUUUUAAAUCAAAUCAUGAGAUCAUUUGUAGCCUUCCAAAAAUGGUAGCUAUGUGGGAGAGAGGUUUUCACUUUCUGCCUGUAAUUUCAGCACUGCUAACAAGGAUAUAAGAAACUCAGAAAUACCCAGCUAUCACAUUUGUUAACAUGAGGUUGAGCUGCAGUAACCAAAAGCGCAUGUAAAAUAGCUGUCACUUGCACAGCUCCGUAGCUUGGUAAAAAGAGUUGCUAUUUUUCCAGUACAGAAGCAAAUCGCAUUUGCAAUGACCUUGACUGUCUCCCUUCCAAGGUCAAAGAAGAUGUUUUCAUUUAUGGGAACAUAAGUAGAAAAGGCUUGUUCUGUGCUAGUUAGGCUGUGCUGCUUCAGAUAUGGUGGUUGGUGAAAGAAUAAUAAUGGUUAUUUCAGGAUGAAAAACCCUCACACUUGAGCCUAUCUGUAUAUGAAGGUUUGCCAUCUUUUUUUUUUUCUGACAGAGCUCCUGCACAUUAAAUAGUGGUACACUAGAUCAAAUUCAAUUUGUAUAGCUCAUCUUGGCAUAAACUGCAGUAAGAGGAGACAGCUAUACUUGUUGAGUUCUUUCCUGUCAUGCAGCAACUAAAACCACAUGAGCCGUGCCAGGAAGAGUGGAGAUGGGGAAAGAGGUGGCAGUCUCUGGAUAUUUGAGGAAAAGAACAUUGUUAGAUUUGAGGGGAAAUGCCACCACUAGAAUUAAACAUUAGUCAUCCUUUCCUAUCUCUUCUACAUCUGUACAUUGCUCAUUGUGGUGAUAAAAUCACCACACUAAGCCUUAUUUGUCAGGAAAAAAAACUUUUCAGAAGUGCACAAAGCUGGUGGUAUCUCAGUUAUUUGGUCAACUUUGUAUUGAAAGUAAUGGCUAUCAGAUAGAUGCCCUUUUUGUGCCAUUUAAGGGCUGUGUGUGCAAUCCUUAAGUUUGUAGCUAUCAGUAGAACAAAUUUCCAUGGGCAUUCUGUUACAAAUACAAACUGCUGAUUGAAGCACCCAUUUUAGGGGUGUGCUGAAUCACAAUUUCAGCCCAUAUAACUACAGUCUUGAGUACAGACUGUUAGCCCAGAUAGAAGUAUAAGUGGAUAGCUGUGUACUUAAAGGUUAUAUGUCUGCUCAGGAUCCCCAAAUACAGACCAAGUCUAACUAUGCACAAAAUGCAGUGAGAAUAAUUUUUAACAGAAAGGUGUUUGUUUUUUUUAAAACUGUAUUGGCAAGCAAGAGUGAUUAAAAUGUCAAGGGUCAUGUAUGUAGAAUACAGUGGCAGGGCCUAUUUGAAUUCUUCAUUGCCAUAAUAGGAAUUAUACCAAUGUGAACAACCAAGAGCUGAAAAAUGCAAACAAGCUACCAGAGGCCUGGCAAAGUGAAAAGGACUAUUUGCCUUGUUUCUAAUCUAGGCACGUGCGAGCAGGAUGCCACCCUCUUGACAAUCGAAAUUUCCAAACUUGUGUGAUAAGCUGUAGCUUGGCAGCCACAAAAAAUUCUUAGUCUACGUAUUUUGAUGUAAGUGUACUACUGUAUUGUAGCUGUGUGGUAUAUACUGAUACAUUAAUAGUGUAUACCUUUAAGUUAGGGUUUGCUAAUGUAAGACAUUUCAAUAAAAAGCUAUUUAAAAAUA
Molecule: messenger RNA, 12332 nt
Organism: Sceloporus undulatus (fence lizard)
Lineage: Eukaryota; Metazoa; Chordata; Lepidosauria; Squamata; Phrynosomatidae
Gene: RNF130
Product: ring finger protein 130
Exons: 8
Coding region: 694-1947 (417 amino acids)
Source: RefSeq, a predicted model, not a curated record